GCCCUCGGUUGCACUCCAGGUAAACAUCUGUUGUAAAAUACAUCGAAGCAACACGUGUUGACAAAGGAUGGAGGGGAAACGGAAAGGUGGUGAGUCAUUAGGCUCGAUGGACCAACAGUUUGAGAUAAAGAUAGAACGAUCAGUAUCCACAGACAAAACCGAUGUCCUGGAGGAGUUGAUCCAGCUAUUACGAAGCCUGUUAGAGUAUUGUCUCUGCUGUCUUUCCUGUGGAUGUAUCCCGUUACCACAACAGACUGGCGGCCUGGUCGAUGAUAGCUAUGAAAUGAUUUUACUGGAGAGUGAGAGACAGGCUGUUGGCAACCUCCUACAUUAUCUAGAGCAUGAAGCUAAUGGUGAACCUGUAUUGAAUGAGGAACAUGUCAGGGCCCUUAGUAUAUUGGCUUACUCCGACAACGUUGAACUACAGAAAUCAGCAGCGCUGUGCUUUACUGAGAUCAGUGAGAGAACUAAAGCCCCACUAACCAUUCCCGUGGCAAAGCCGUUAGUUAAGCUCCUUAGGUCUCGAGACCUCCAGGUACAGAAAUCAGCGACGCUGGCAGUGAGCAACUUCACCCUCCAAGGCCCAGAUUCAAACAAGGCCACUAUUGGAACAUGUGGAGGAGUAGAGGCCCUAGUGUGUCUACUUCAGUCGAGUAAUACAGACGUCCAAUGUAAUACUGCAGGAUGUAUCACAACUCUAGCCACCACAGAUGCCAACAAACAGCAGAUCAUUGAACAUCAGGCCAUUCAUCCUCUACUUAGGCUGAUGAAGUCACAAGAUUUGAGGGUACAGAGAAACGCUGCUGGUGCUGUUUUAAACCUUACUCACCUACAAAAUCACCGGAACGAUUUAGUGGCUGGAGGUGUGAUUCCUGUACUGGUUGACCUCCUCCAGUCCCCAGACCAGGACAUACAGUACUACAGUGCCGCCUCCCUCAGUAACAUCGCUGUCAACGAAAAACACAGAGCUCUUAUGGUCGCCAUCGGCCACACUGACGUCAUUAGAAAUCUCAUCAGACUCGUAUCAGCCAAGGAAGAAAAGGUACAAUGUCAGGCGUGUCUUGCCUUGAGGAAUCUCGCUUCUGAUGGUAAUAACCAACCCCUGAUUGUGAAAUACGGGGCAUUGCCACGCUUACAGAAGGUGCUGAGGACAGGACACAAGGACACACUUGUGGCAGCGGUGGCUUGUCUCCGGAACCUGUCUAUACACAAAGCCAAUGAGGUGGUGAUUAUGACAAGUAACUUUGUGAUAGACCUAUGCCACGUCAUGUGUGACAGCCACAACCCUGAGGCUCAGAGACACGCGGCAGGGAUCAUACGUAACUUGGCUGUGGGCCAGUACAUCAGGGACCUUAUAGAACACGACUGUGUGGAGGCCUUGACCUUCGUCCUGCUCGGGCUAGAGACCAGGAUGAAUACACUGAAGGAGGUGACAGCUGCUCUGGCCGUGUUUGCUGAUGAAGAUGAUGUCAAAUACAAGCUGCUUCAUCUACAUGGUGGAAAAGUUUUCAGUAAACUGGUUACCUUGGCAACGCUGUCCACCCAAUCAGAGGUCCAGUACAACAGUGUGGGAACCCUGGGUCAGUUAUUUCUUGUAGAAAUCCCUGAGGAGCUGAAGACGGUGAACAUCAACGGGAUAGUGCUAUAUAUAGACACCUUCCUCAAAUCACCCGACCCCAACUUUAUACACAUAGCCCUCUGGACAUUGGUACAGCUUCUCAAAGAUCCUGUAUUCCUCAAGUCGUUUCAAGAUCACAGUAUCGCGCCAGUCAUUGUCAAGCUAGCCUCGGCGUUACAGCCCUCCACCAUUGAAGAGCUCGCCACAACUGUGCUGAAAAAGCUUCGAGGGGAAGAGGAGUCGACCUCUAGUGAUGACUGAGGGUUGAUGCAAGGAGUUUAAAGAUCACUUUUAUAGGACACAAUAUUUAUGAUUUUAGUCAAUCAUCUUUUGUACGUUUUAGUUACAGCUUUAGAAGUGAAAGUUGGUCAACUAGUUGUAUCAUUGUGACAUAGUAUCUUUUUCACAUUUGAAUCCAGUUUACCGGAGCCGCGGUGGUCGGGUGGUUACAUAUUGUAAGGCGUCUGACAUUCUGCUACCACUAGCCCUCCUCCACAGGGUGGUGGGUUCGAGGCCUACCUGGGGCAGUCUCCAGGUGCUAACCUCCAGUCGGUGGAUUUUCCCUGGGUACUCCGGAUUCCUCCACCACCAAAACCUGGCACUUCCUUAUAUGACCAAAGCUGUUGAUAGGACGUAAAACACAAUCAAAUUACCUGGUGAAUUUUGAGAUAUUAUAAGAUUGUUACAGAACUGUUC
Messenger RNA from Mizuhopecten yessoensis (Yesso scallop), 2314 nucleotides. Its product is annotated as vacuolar protein 8-like. The record is from RefSeq and is a predicted model, not a curated record. Gene Ontology annotation, biological process: nucleus-vacuole junction assembly. Bases 68 to 1879 code for a protein of 603 amino acids. The transcript is spliced from 14 exons. Gene Ontology annotation, molecular function: protein-membrane adaptor activity; protein binding. Lineage: Eukaryota; Metazoa; Mollusca; Bivalvia; Pectinida; Pectinidae.